Molecule: messenger RNA, 1824 nt
Organism: Trichobilharzia szidati
Lineage: Eukaryota; Metazoa; Platyhelminthes; Trematoda; Strigeidida; Schistosomatidae
Source: the annotation of a GenBank genome assembly
AUGACGGAGAAAUGUGGAUUACACAAGACUAGAGAGUUAAAAGAUGAAAAAUACAAGACAACAGAUGACAUUGACGAAGAGAAAAUUAAAAAUGAUGAACAAUGUACAAAUAAUUCAAAGGGAAAUUUACUCUUAGUGAAGAAAUGGACACAAAUUGAUAAUGAAACUACGCUUAAGCCCCCGUAUAUAUGGAUACCUUCAAGAGCACCAAAUGAUUCAGAAAGUGAACCAAUGAAACGAAGAAAACCGAAACAAAAAGGGAAGGGUGAUUUAUUGUUCAUGUUGGCCUCUAUGCCGGAAAAAUGUCAGUCAUUUGUUCAGCAGACACAGCUUAUCAAAAGAAAUGCUGAUGAAAGUGAAAAAAGUGAACAAGAAACACGAAGUGGAGAGGAUAAAGCCAUGCCUGAGACAGCUUGUGUGCCCCGGUGGAUGAUAUCAUGUCAUAUAAGCAAUCAAGCUUUAAAAUCCAGAUUAUUACCUCUAGCUGGAGCUCAAAUACGGCGAAGAAUUCGUCAAGGCAGUUUGGUGUUAUGUCCCAAUAUCACCAGUUUAGCAUCUGACAGACUGUCACCCAGACGACCAACAAACAAUGAAGUUUUGUUAACCAGUCUGCCAGAUAUUUCCACAGCAAAUGAUGGAUGCUGUCAACAAAAUUCAAUAGCUCAAGAAUUCACUUUUCCAAAACAGAAAAUGAUUUAUCUGAAUGACACGCUGAAAUCGAAAAAUGUCAAUCUGGAACAACAUCAGCAUACUACACCACAUUUUAUAGACGAAUUAUUUAAAACACAAUAUUCUGAAGGAAAUAAACGAAGAGAUACAGGAAUUCCUUUGCUUGAGCAAGAAGAAUCAAAAGCUAAAACUCAUAGACUAAAUGAUCUAAUGUUAUUUGAAAAAUCGAAACAAACCGAGGUUAAACAAACUGCUUAUCAUAUAAACUCAGUUGACAGCAUACAGGAUUUAUGCAUGAAUCGAUGUUAUACAUCACCAAUUAAUUGGCCACCUUUGUCUCAUAAUAAUUUGGGACUGAAAGAAACAGGCUGUAAUGUAAGUGAAGUGAUCCUACCUUUAUUUAAUGAGACGAAAAAUUACAGAGAUGACGUGGGUGGUUCAAAGCAUUUAGUGGAAAAUGACGACUUACGGCGUCAAUCAGAUUCUGCAGUCGAGGAAUCGUCAAAUUCAGUCGCCAUAUGGAAAACAAUGCCAGGUCGGCUGCUUCGUCGAGCAAAAACUCAGCAUUUACAAAGCAAUUCUGAAAAGUCUAGGAAUGAUAAAGCCUUAACAAACAUCUCGAGGCAAAAAGAUGACACAUCGACAUUAGAUUUUUUAAUCGAAAAUGUCAACAAUAUAAACAAUGAGGCAAAGUCAUUCCCCUCAGAUAAGUCUUCACAACUGAAUGAAAACAAUUCAGACUCAGUUCAAGCAGAACAUAAUGACAGUAGUAACUGUAAUUUUAAUAGUUCUUACUGGUCGAGCAGGCGACAUCCUGGUUAUAUUGAACGCAUGCACACAAUAUGUUCUGUUUCAAAUAGUAAAAGCCGAAUAAACGACAAUAAACACAAUAAUAUCAGUACCAGUAAUAGGAAUCCCCUUUCUGUUGACAAUUAUAAUAAUUUCAAUUCACCUAAUACCAUCUCAUUAGAACCAAGGACAAAAUCAUUCCUACCACAGUUACGUCAAUCGCAAUCAACGGGGAAAUAUGGCAAUAGGCAGAUGUUGAAACACCAUUUACAAGAAAAUAAUCAAAUAAGCAGUUUCACCUCUCUUCCAGUGCUAAUCAAACCACCCCCACCCAGUCCAGACAUAAAAUUCUCAGAGUUUUCGUGA